GAUCUGCACCGCCAGCUGCCUGGGAGCUCAGGACUCGGGGCUGCGUUGUCACAUGGGUGGCGGCGACGGGGCCGCAUUCAAGCGGCCCGGGUACGGUGCCCGCCUCCAGCGCGUCCUCGGGCUCGGCUCCCGCCGGACGCCCUGCUCUCUGCCCACCGGGGGCCCUGUUCCGCACCGCACGGUGCCUCCCCCGCCCGGCCAUGCGAGCGCCGGCCCCGCUGCGAUGAGCUCUCACAUCGCCAAAAGCGAGUCCAAGACGUCCCUGCUGAAGGCGGCGACGAGCGGGAGUAGCCGGGUUCCCCGCCACGGCCCUGCCCGGGAGCCAGGGCUGCCCAGCCGCCGGCUGCCGGGCACCUGCCCUGGCACGCCGCCGCUGUCCGGGGACCCCAGUUUGCGGAGACCCCUGUGCCGGCCGGCACCGAGAGAGGAGGGCUCGCGGGGAAGCCGCCGCGGGCUCCCCCAGGCGCACUGCAGGCCCCGGGAGGCGCUGCCGGCCGCGGCGUCCCGACCUUCUCCUCUGUCGCCGCUGCCGCCGGCCCGCAGGCGGGAUGGGGAGGAACGGGGGCUGUCCCCGGCGCUCGGUCCCCGGUGCUCGCAGCGAGCCCCGGGUCGUGGGGUCUCCGCUCCAGCUGCCGCGUCCGAGGCAGACCCGUUCCUCCACCGGCUGCGCCCCAUGCUCAGCUCCGCCUUUGGCCAGGACAGAUCACUGCGGCCAGAGGAAAUCGAAGAGCUCCGAGAGGCCUUCCGAGAAUUUGACAAAGACAAGGAUGGCUACAUCAACUGCCGGGACUUGGGCAACUGCAUGCGCACCAUGGGCUACAUGCCCACCGAGAUGGAGCUCAUCGAGCUGUCCCAGCAGAUCAACAUGAACCUGGGUGGCCAUGUGGAUUUUGAUGACUUUGUGGAGCUAAUGGGACCUAAACUCCUGGCAGAGACGGCAGAUAUGAUUGGGGUAAAGGAACUGCGAGAUGCUUUCCGAGAGUUUGACACCAAUGGUGAUGGGGAGAUAAGCACCAGUGAGUUACGAGAAGCCAUGAGGAAACUCCUGGGUCAUCAGGUGGGACACCGAGACAUAGAGGAAAUUAUCCGAGACGUGGACCUCAAUGGGGAUGGCCGAGUGGACUUUGAAGAGUUUGUCCGGAUGAUGUCCCGCUGAGGCUGCCAGGGCCCCUCCAGGACUGCCAAGCUCCCCCAGGUGGGGAGAAGAGGAGCGGACCUCACCCUGCCGCCGCUGUCGCUGCCGAGAGCCCAGGAUAUACUGGCGAAUGGGGCCUGCCUGCACCCCGGGGAGGUGCCCACCCCGGACCCCCACCCCUCCGCACUGUGAAAGACUCACAACUCCUGCAACUGGAAAGGGGGGCGCCCGCCGACAAGGAGGCCACAGUGCCAAGCCCGCAGAGGUCAUGCAAGGCGCCAAGUGCCAUGUGCCCAGCCACUGCUGGCUGGGUGGGCCAGGGAGCCCGCCAGCAGAUCCCACAUAGCAUGUCUGCCCUGGGGCAAAGCCUCUUGCUGCCCUCCUUAGCUCUGUGCCCAUCCCAGCUCGCCUCUGCCUUGUUAUCUCAGAACCAAUAAAAAGAUUUCCAAGAUCA
Molossus molossus (Pallas's mastiff bat) is the source of this 1589-nucleotide messenger RNA. It is a transcript of the gene CABP1, whose product is annotated as calcium binding protein 1. Gene Ontology annotation, molecular function: calcium ion binding. The coding region runs from base 53 to 1156 and encodes 367 amino acids. The transcript has 6 exons. Lineage: Eukaryota; Metazoa; Chordata; Mammalia; Chiroptera; Molossidae. The record is from RefSeq and is a predicted model, not a curated record.